UCGAGCUCAGACUCCGAAGUACUUGCCGAAGUACCUGCUGCCUCUUUGUGCCAUGCCUGGACGCAGCGUGGCUGGGAUUCCGCAUCCCGCUGGGAAUGCUGCAGGGCAGGCAGGCAGGGUGACAUUUGUUAGCAGUGGGUGUCCUUGAGAGGAGCGAGCGCCGAGAGGAGGGACCAGGUUCUCUUUAAGGGGGCAGGACUUUGGGAACAUUAUGAAGGCAAGAGUGAGCUUCUCCCUCUGCCUUCCACCCUCCCCUCCUUCCCUUCUCUGUUCCGGGACAGAGACCUGGCUUCCCUGCGCUCCCCUUUGCCUGGCAGGGAUGAAGGCAGGAGCUGGGUGCUGGGAUGGGCGGCUGAGCAGGGGAGGAGGAGGAGGAGGAGGAGGAGGGGACGAAGGGGAGGGAGAGGGGGAGGAUCUGCUAAUUACACAGAACAGCUCUGGGGGCUGCUGAAGUCCAGAAUGAAGCAAAGAGCAGCAGAAGCGAGUGCUGCAGUGGGAGCGGAGGAGCCCAAGCAUCACCGAGAGCUGGAGCCGGCUGUUAUCCCUGCUGGGAGCAACUGGGAGCACCCAGGGGAUCCUGCAGCCCUGUCUCCCACAGGAAACAGCCUCCGGCACUGCCACCGAGCCCACUGCCAGCCCCCGGAGAGCCGAGGGGAAGGGGCUGGUGGCUGCAGGACGCAGGGCUGGGCUGCAGGGCAGCGAGGUCAGCCCUGCUAUGGUCACAGGAGGCUAAGAGCCUGCGUGGAUCCACCGGGAAGAGGUGAAGGAUGGCCGCCGAAGGAGGGAGAGCCAAGCCCCCUGCCCUGUCCAGGAUGGAGAACUUCCGAAAGGUGAGGACCUCGGAGGAGGAGAUGCCAUUGCCCUUCCCAGACCUGCCCCCGGACGUGGUGGAGAUGAAAGUGAAGGAGGGCAGCAAGAUCAGGAACCUGAUGAACUUUGCCAUGGCCCAGAUGGAGCUGAAGGGCAGGCGGCAGAUUGUGUUCAGCGGCUGCGGCAGGGCGGUCACCAAAACCAUCACCUGCGUGGAGAUCAUGAAGCGCAAGCUGGGAGGGCUCCACCAGGUCACCAAGGUACGCUACAAAACCGUGCUGGAGGUCUGGGAGAGCCAGGAGCCGCCGCCUGACGGCCCCGCACAGAACCUGACCGUCCACAAGAACGUCCCCUCCAUCUGCAUCCUGCUCUCCCGGGACCCCCUGGAUCCCAACCAGGCGGGAUACCAGCCCCCGGAGCACCGGCGGGAGGCGGGAGAAGACACAGCGGGAUCCUCCCCCAAGGGGCUGAAGCGGCCGCUGCCGCCUCCCUGCGAGGAGCUGCUGCCCAAGAAGCUGCAGGUACAGGUGGCUGACAGCCCCAGGGGCUCGGGGAGCACCGCUGGCCAGCUGGACCACUGACCCCAGUGCCUCCCAUCCCACCGGGCAGCUAUCGAGGCAGGAAUAUCCACUCAUUCUGGGUCACUGAUGGGCUGCAGGCUCCCCCUGACCUGUCCCCACUUGCUGCUCCUUGACCCCUGUGGAUGAGGAUCCCCAGAUUUGGCAUGAGGGUUAAAUGGUUAAACCCAGCAUCUCUCAGUUAUGGAUUGAAGGAGGUGAGGAUGUGUGUGGGGGGGAGCUGGUGACCUCUAAUUCAGCCACCCAGGGACACCGUGACCACCAGCCACAUCCUGCAGCAACGCCCACGGAGCCUGGACCAUCACCACUGCUCCCCACUGCAACACCUCAUCCAUCAGGAGAGAUGGGUUUGCCCCAAGCUUGUUGGAAUAAAACCUUCACUAUCAAACCCCCUGCUGAGGAGCUGUCGGAGUUAUUAAUGCCAGGCUCAGCAUCCUGUGGGGCUGUGAGUCAUCCCAAAAAAAACCACCACCCAAACAAGCACGGGGGUUGCUCCCUCCCUGAGCCCACAGAGCCAAGCACUGCAGUGUGCCUGUGGGACAGCACAAGGAAAUAAAACAACCUGCAUCGGAUACUGUGAUCUGGAGUCAGAUCCACGGGAGCUGGAGGCAAUUGAAGCGUUGGGAGGGGGUUAUUGUGACUGGAUGCAGUGCCCAGCACAGGAUGAGAAGGUUUUGGGGUCGUGCCUUGGCUGCAGAGUGCUUCAGAGCAAAAUCCCUGCUACUUCCAGGGGGUAAUGAGAAAUGAAUGGAAAAUAAAAGC
Molecule: messenger RNA, 2150 nt
Organism: Ficedula albicollis (Collared flycatcher)
Lineage: Eukaryota; Metazoa; Chordata; Aves; Passeriformes; Muscicapidae
Gene: RPP25
Product: ribonuclease P/MRP subunit p25
Exons: 1
Coding region: 768-1391 (207 amino acids)
Biological process (GO): tRNA 5'-leader removal
Cellular component (GO): ribonuclease MRP complex
Molecular function (GO): RNA binding
Source: RefSeq, a predicted model, not a curated record